Molecule: messenger RNA, 4645 nt
Organism: Hypanus sabinus (Atlantic stingray)
Lineage: Eukaryota; Metazoa; Chordata; Chondrichthyes; Myliobatiformes; Dasyatidae
Gene: pfas
Product: phosphoribosylformylglycinamidine synthase
Exons: 29
Coding region: 572-4576 (1334 amino acids)
Biological process (GO): 'de novo' IMP biosynthetic process
Molecular function (GO): phosphoribosylformylglycinamidine synthase activity
Source: RefSeq, a predicted model, not a curated record
UGAGGGAAGGUAAAUGCAAAUAAAGAAGGGGUAUAAAGAGAGUCUUGCGAACGUAUGCAGUACAGAAGACAAAUAAGUUUAAAAGAAACUUUCUGCCUCGUUCGCUUUUCACUCUUGCAGUGCUCCCUCGGCAGUGUUCCACCUCGGCAAAAUAUCUGACUUGCUCAAUUCUGUAGAAACAAUCGAUUUCUGUUAAACCGCACGCCCACCAUAAGAUUAGGACUCUACUGAAGAUUAGUAGAUACGGGAGUCUACGGAGUGGGGAGGAUAGUUUUGCUUGUGGGGGUAACAUCUGGCGUUGAAACGGGGCUGCAGCUGAACUCAGCGAACAUCCAGCUGAUAUUUGGGCUUUGUUGUGCAUUAGGCAGAAAAUGUGAUUCCCGCGCAUACCCUGAACCUUGUUCUACUGUGUCUGUUAAAUACAGGGUUAAUUCACUGCCUGCAGUUCAGUUAAUCGAAGCUGUUAGCUCUGGGCAUCUAAUGCGUAACUUAUGACUUAAAUGAGGAACUCGUGUUGCCUAUUCAAGCACGGCUGGAUUCAGUAUUAACUUCUGCUAUAUUGAAGUCUGCAAUGGUUGUUCUGCACUUCUACACAAGCCCUAAGGAGAUCCCACCAUUGGAAGUGGGGAAGAGCCUGUUCCGGUAUGGGGACCAUCAUGUGAAAAAGAUUGAACAUGUAACUCAAGAACUCUGCUUCAAUGUGAAUUGGACAGCUCCAGUCUCCCCAACUCCACAGGACAGACAGAAGUUUGCAUGGAUUUUCCAAUAUCCCUUCAAUUCUGAGAACAUUUCUACUGAACCCUUCGUCAAGGAGCAGGAUGGAGAUUUGCUGGUGGAGGUUGGGCCUAGAUUGAACUUCUCCACAGCGUGGUCAACAAAUGCUGUGUCCAUCUGUCACUCCAUUGGGCUAACAGAGGUGGAUCGCAUUGAGUGCUCACGUCGCUAUCUGCUGAAGGUACAUAAUUUCAAGGAACUGGAUGCAGCUGCCUUGGGUGAGCUGGUUGCUGACUUUUAUGAUCGGAUGACGGAGUGUGUGUAUCAGCGACCCAUUGAGACUUUCCAAGUGUCGAUCCAGCCAUCACAGGUGAAUGAAGUGGAUGUGUUGAACGAGGGCAGGGAAGCACUGGAGAAAGCAAACCAGGAGCUGGGUCUAGCUUUUGAUUCAUGGGAUCUGGAUUUUUACACAGGAUUGUUUCAAAAGGUGGACCGGAAUCCCACUAGUGUGGAGUGUUUUGACCUAGCGCAGUCCAACAGUGAACACAGCCGCCAUUGGUUCUUUAAAGGGCGCUUGGUGAUUGAUGGAGAAGCCAAGGAGAAAAGUCUCUUUGAUCUGAUCAUUAAGACACAGGAUUACAGCAACAAGAACAAUGUUAUCAAAUUCUGUGACAAUAGCAGUGCUAUUGAAGGCAAAAGUGUUGAAUCUCUCUACCCCAGCAACGGAUCUCAAGCCAGCAACAUAGAGAUUCAUGAAACCAAGAGGCAUAUAGUCUUCACUGCUGAAACACACAACUUUCCCACCGGUGUGGCUCCAUUCAGCGGUGCAGCUACAGGAACAGGAGGUCGGAUACGGGAUGUCCAGUGCACAGGUCGAGGGGCACAUGUGAUUGCAGGGACAGCUGGUUACUGCUUUGGGAAUCUGCUCUACCCAGGUUAUGAGCUACCCUGGGAAGACCAAACUUUCACCCACCCUGGAAAUUUUGCACGACCACUGGAAGUGGUGAUUGAGGCCAGUAAUGGAGCUUCAGAUUACGGCAAUAAAUUUGGAGAGCCAGUCUUGGCAGGAUUUGCCCGCUCAUUUGGAAUGAUACUCCCCAGUGGGGAGAGGAGGGAGUGGAUUAAACCCAUUAUGUUCAGUGCUGGUAUUGGAACCAUUGAAGAUCAACAUGUCCGAAAGGAACAGCCUGAACCAGAGAUGGAGGUGGUGAAGAUCGGAGGCCCUGUGUAUCGAAUCGGUGUGGGUGGAGGGGCCGCAUCUUCCAUUCAGGUGCAGGGAGACAACACAGCAGAACUUGAUUUUGGGGCAGUGCAGCGAGGUGAUGCUGAGAUGGAGCAGAAGAUGAACCGAGUUCUCCGGGCCUGUGUGGAAAGACAGCAGAGCAACCCAAUCUGUAGCAUUCAUGACCAGGGAGCUGGAGGCAAUGGUAAUGUUUUGAAAGAGCUGAGUGAACCAGCAGGUGCCAGGAUAUACACCAGCAAAUUCAAGGUGGGUGAUCCAACUCUGAGUGUGCUGGAGCUGUGGGGAGCAGAGUAUCAGGAAUCCAAUGCUCUCCUCUUGCGUUCAAAGGACUCUGAGUUUCUGCGUGCUGUCUGCAAUAGAGAGAAAUGUCCUGUUGAUUUUGUUGGUAAAAUAACUGGAGAUGGAAUGAUAGUGUUGGUUGAUGAUCGAGAUGGUUCAAAGUCGGAGUUCUCCAAUGAUGAGCAGUCUGCUGCUUACCCUGUGAAUAUGAAGCUAGAGUGGGUCCUGGGGAAAAUGCCCCAGAAGGAGUUCAUUUUAAAUCGGAAGAAGCCCAGUCUUCAGCCUCUGACCCUACCGGCAGGCCUGAAUGUGAGGGAAGCCCUGAGCCGUGUACUGCGACUGCCCGCGGUAGCCAGCAAAAGAUACCUGACGAAUAAGGUGGACCGUUCAGUGACGGGUCUGGUAGCCCAGCAACAGUGUGUAGGACCACUCCACACUCCUCUUGCUGAUGUGGCCGUCAUUGCCCUAUCUUACUUUGAUACUGUGGGAGCUGCCACGGCAAUUGGAGAGCAGCCCAUCAAAGGGCUGGUCGACCCUGGGGCUGGAGCCCGAAUGGCUGUCGGGGAAGCUCUGACUAACCUGGUGUUUGCCCGUGUGACGGACCUCAAGGAUGUUAAGUGUAGCGGUAACUGGAUGUGGCCAGCUAAGUUGCCGGGGGAGGGUGCAGCUCUGUACGAUGCCUGUGAGGCCAUGUGCUGUGUAAUGGCUGAACUUGGAAUUGCUGUGGAUGGUGGAAAGGAUUCCUUGAGUAUGGCUGCUCGUGUGGGUCAGGAGACCGUCAAAGCCCCAGGCUCCCUCGUGGUCUCCGUUUAUGCAAUGUGUCCUGACAUCACCACCACUGUGACUCCUGACUUGAAAAACCCCCAAGAGCAAGGGGUGCUGCUGUAUGUACCUGUUACACCUGGUCAGUAUCGAAUGGGAGGAAGUGCUUUGGCUCAAUGCUACUCUCAGAUUGGCAACUGCUGCCCGGACCUGGACAGUCCACACAAUCUCAAGUCCUGCUUUGCUGUCACUCAGCAGCUGCUGGGCGAACGAUUGCUGAGUGCUGGCCACGAUGUCAGUGACGGAGGGUUACUCACAUGCUUGAUCGAGAUGGCCAUCGGAGGGAACUGUGGCAUUGAUGUCAGCAUUGAAAACAAAACUUGUCACAGUGAGACCAGCGUACUUGAGCUGUUAUUUUCUGAGGAGCUGGGUUUGGUGUUGGAGGUUUCAGAAGCAUCUGCCAACGAAGUGAGUUCUCGGUACAAAGCAGCGGGACUUCAGUGCUGGCGGAUUGGUUCCACCAUUGGACAGGGUUCCCAGAGCACAAUUACAGUGCAAGUGAACGGAGAGGAGGUUCUCGCGGAGCAGCUGGCCACUCUCCGCUGCUGGUGGGAAGAGACCAGCUUCCAACUGGAGAGACUGCAGGCCAACCGGGCUUGUGUGGAGGAAGAGGAGAGAGGGAUGGAUCAUCGCACGGCUCCCAAAUACACUCUGAGCUUUGAACCAGUCACCAGCCCUAGACCAACAGCUGGGUUAGCUGAUUCUAAGCCACGAGUGGCUGUGAUGCGGGAAGAAGGCAGCAACGGUGACCGGGAAAUGGUGGCGUCACUUGUUAUGGCCGGAUUCCAGGUUUGGGAUGUGACCAUGACGGACAUCUGUUCAGGACUGGCUCUGGAUUCAUUCCGUGGGCUGGUGUUUGUUGGAGGGUUCAGUUAUGCUGAUGUUCUGGGCUCAGCAAAAGGUUGGGCUGCAACGGUGCAAUUCAAUGCCAGAGCACAUGCCGAGUUUUCCAGGUUCCGUUCCCGGUCUGACACCUUUAGCUUGGGUGUGUGCAAUGGCUGCCAGCUGAUGGCACUGCUCGGCUGGGUGGCUUCAGAGACAGAGCUAUCAGAAGGUGAUGGAUUGAAGCAGGGUGUCCUGCUGACGCACAACCGUUCUCAUCGCUUUGAGUCACGCUUUGUUACAGUGACCAUCUUGGAGAGCAGCUCACUUCUGCUGAAUGGGAUGGCAGGUUCAACCCUCGGCAUCUGGGUUGCUCAUGGAGAGGGUUACAUGCAGUUUGAGUCAGAAAGAGUGCUACAGAUGGUAACUGAGAACGGCCUGGCUCCAAUCCGAUACUGUGAUGACUUGGGUGUUCCAACGGAACGUUAUCCUCAGAAUCCCAAUGGUUCUCCAUUUGGAAUUGCAGCGCUGUGCUCAGCUGACGGCCGGCACCUUGCCAUGAUGCCUCACCCGGAGCGUUGCACCUUACUGUGGCAGUGGGCCUGGAUGCCCGCUGAGUGGCAGCAGUCACUCACUGCGUCACCAUGGCUACGCAUGUUCCAGAACGCAUACGACUGGUGUCUGCAGAGUCUCUGAUGGCUGCUGUGGCUCUUGGUAUUGAUACUGACUACCCUCAUAGGUUCACCAUCUCAUCUUUGCUUGGAC